UCAUAGAUCACCGGGGUCUGCCCGGUAUAUAACGUGUUCAGAGAUCACCGGGGUCUGCCCGGUAUAUAACACAAAACACAGAACAAAAUGAACCAUGAACUGGAAUUGCAGUACGAGUGUUUGUGAUUGUCAAUGUGAUCUGACCAUCAAAGGCGACAACAGCAGUGUCAACGCUCUCCAACUUAGCAAAGGGAAGAAGCCCACCAAGCAGAAAUGUGGCAUUGGAAGAUCUCUGUUCUUGGCAGUAUUACUGCUGAUAUCCAUCCUACUGGUCCAUCGAGAAUUUCACACAGUUUCGCAGUACAGCAAUAACAAUUACAGUGAUCCUAAUACAGCCAAGACAACAACCACCGCAAAUGAAGACACAAGUACUAUUGCUAUUUCAACCACACCACCACAAAGAAAAGUCAAAACAGCAACCGAAGCAUCUACCAUUAACAGUAUUCCCGUGACACCACCACCUCCUCUACCCCUUCCCGCCCAAGAUCCACUGCAAACUACUGUUUCUUCUACUACAUCCACCGUCGGCACCACCAGCACUACUACUACUACUACUACUACUCCGGCCCCAUCGGCACAACCGACCGUCCUGACCACACCACCACCUACCAAACCUCCCGAUAUACAAGAAGCCUUGCAGAAUGCACCCAACAGUUUGGCCAAUAUGAAACCAUAUCCCUUUCGGUCCCAAGCAAUCCCUUGUACCGAAGCACAACGCAGCAAAACCAUUGCCGAAUUCAUUCAGAAUGACGAAUUCAAAGCACAGGGAGAUGUCGAUAUUCAGCUUCAUUUCUACUUGCAUACUAUUUGUGCCGGAAUCUACAUUGAACUGGGUGCCAUGGAAGGAAUCACAUUCUCCAACACGUACUUUCUCAAUCAACACUUUGAUUGGAAAGGAGUACUCAUCGAGGCAUCUCCCACCAUGGCAGCACACAUUCCUAAACAUCGCACCAACGAAAUUGCCAUCAUUACGGCGGGAGUCUGUCACGAACCACAGACACUCCAUUUCAUCAACAAUAAUGGAUCGACAUCGGGGUUCUGGGAAUUUGCCAGUCAUGCCUUUCGACAAACAUGGUGGGGGAGUACCAAUCUGGAGGAUUUCAAACAACACCAGGUCAUUCCCGUACAAUGUACACCCAUGGCAGAGUUGCUGAAACAACACGCACAUCACAUUCGACAUUACGACUUGCUCAGUCUCGAUGUCGAAGGCGCCGAAUUAGAGGUGCUCCAAUCGAUCGAUUUCAUCACGGUGGGAUUUGGCGUCAUUGUCGUAGAAGCCGACAGUCGCAACAUUCCCAAAGAUCAAGCCGUGCGGGAAUUGUUGCACGCACAGGGAUACCGGAUGGUACCCAAACAAUACGAUCGCCCUCAGCCAGAACGAGAAAGAAUAGUACCAAUCAAUGGUCACCAGUCGUAUUGGCCACUGCCGCACGCCAACAAUGAUUUUUUCUUUCACCAGCAGUUUGAUACCAUUUACAAACGAUUUGGGGUAUCACUGGCCGACUUUGGUGUGUCUUUAGAAGAAGCAGAAGAAGUGCAACCAGACCAAGUAGUAGUGAGGGAUUGAAGAGGAAGUGCGCAAGGUUGGCUGCAAAACAAAGUUUUGCUGCUUUUUGCGCUGACUGUCACUCACUCCCUAUCGUAUCUGUACAGACAUGUACAUACAUGUACGGUACAGCGUCUUGUUGGCCGACAGAGCCGCUUUCAAACGGGGCUGCCAAGGAGGGCCCACAAGACAUUGGGGAAAAGCGAGCUACGAAACGCCUAUGCAGUACCCACACACCACCGUAGCUUGAUUCCAAUGUAUCAAUGGCCAGUAGGACUUCGAUUGCCAUAACCAGUUGUUGGAAACUUGGCAACACCAGUUGUUGGAAACUUGCCAACCGCAGCCGAGGCACGGCAAACAUGCUUGAAUGAAGUUUCAUUUGUUCAAGUCUACAAUUUGUAACAAAGAAAGUUGGAACAAGUCAAGUACUAUUUUGACUUUUAAACUGCACCAAAACGCAGUUCGACUACAUGCACGGAAACAGUCAAAUUAUUUGACUAUUUUUGUAGAUCUAGUAGUUCAAAUAGAAUACAUUAGGUAAACAUCAGGAUUAUAACACAGAGUAUCUCACCCCGCUUGCAAACCCAACUGAAGUUUUGGUCCUAAUGACUAAAACACGUUUUAUUCCGAUUUACUAAAUCAUGUUUUAUUCCGAUUUACUAAAACUUGUUUUAACCUUAAUGACUAUUACGCGUUUUAUUCCC
Messenger RNA from Seminavis robusta, 2250 nucleotides. NCBI's taxonomy places the organism in Eukaryota, Bacillariophyta, Bacillariophyceae, Naviculales, Naviculaceae. The record is from the annotation of a GenBank genome assembly.